Molecule: messenger RNA, 1543 nt
Organism: Bactrocera tryoni
Lineage: Eukaryota; Metazoa; Arthropoda; Insecta; Diptera; Tephritidae
Product: neuralized-like protein 2
Exons: 3
Coding region: 146-1183 (345 amino acids)
Biological process (GO): intracellular signal transduction
Molecular function (GO): ubiquitin protein ligase activity
Source: RefSeq, a predicted model, not a curated record
UCAAUAAAACAGACCCAUCAUUUGACAUUACUACGAAAGCGUAGCUUCGAACUUAUUUGUUUUCAUUUCACAGCAAUGAAAAAUUCGUGGAAUAGAUUUUAAAUAGAAAAUAAUAAACACCAAAAGCCAAUUUAAAGUUAAUAAUAUGAGUAGUGAAAUUUCAAUACCGCGGCAAGUUUCAACUAUACCAGAUACUUCGCAGAUGGAAGUAGGCACAUCUCCAUCCGUGCCAACAGCUUCGUGCGCUUCACCGGGUUCUAGCAAGGUGUCGUCAGCGGAAAAUCUACCUGCCGGUAAUACCAAUAAUAAACGGCAAUUAGCCCGAUUCCAUCCAUAUCACGGCGCAAACAUUAUUUUAUGUGAAGAUAAUACAGUUGCUUACCGAAAAGCUAGUUUUGCGGAUGCUGUUACGUUUUCGGAAAAACCACUACAACCUGGCGAAAUAUUUCUUGUUGAAAUUGAGAAAAAUGAACGUGGCUGGUCAGGUCAUAUAAGACUCGGUUUAACACAAUUGCUGCCCGACGUGAUCGGAUCGAUGUCGGAAGGCUUGCCACAGUUUGCUUUACCUGAUUUGGCGAACUUAGGAACUAGUUGGAUCUAUCCCAUUUCAAAAUUCGAAUCUCAUUCCUUAUCACAGCGAAGUGGUGCCGCCGGCGGUGUCAUAGAAACUAAUCCGCUGUUUCAAAAUGCUACCGAGCCUGUGUGGGCACAAGAUAAUUCAUCUGGCGCUGUCACAGAAAACGAGACCACAUCUCGAAGUAAUAUAUUAGGAGAUUCAAUUUAUGUACGCACUUCACGUGGUAUGGUUCCAAAGCGUUUAUUGCGUCCAACUGUGGAUAAUGGCGAUGGCAACACAGGUAUUUUGCUGACUGAUAAGGGCUCACGGAUUGGUGUCGUAUAUGUGCCUACUGAAGCUGAUAAAGACAAAGGUGAGAUGCACUUCAUUAUAAAUGGAGUUGAUCAGGGUCCAUGCACAAAAGAAAUACCUAUGGACAAAUCACCACUCCACGUAGUUAUUGAUGUCUAUGGCACAACGAAACAAAUUCGAAUAAUACAACUUUAUGGAAUCGUAUCCCUUCAAAACGCUUGUCGAGAUGCAAUACUAUUACACACAAAACUACAUAAUAUUGAAAAGUUGCCGCUGCCGGAAAGACUCAAAAACUUUCUUCGACGUAAUGACUAGAUGUACACUUAGCAUAUUUUUGCGUUGAAUGACAUUGUUUUAAAGAUCAUCUAAAAACGGCAAAUGAAAAGAGCAUGAGUGGAUGUGUUGUUAGGAAGUUUCUGUUACGCCAGUCUUCAAAUGUUAUAUAAGAAUUAUUCACACAAAUUAGAAAUGAUGAAUAUGCUAUAUUUUACUAGGAUGACUCUGAAAUUCAUGUAUUUUUUGGUGUGUUGCGAGUUUGCGGUGCGAAGAUAGCAAGGAUGUUGAACAUAUUGAAAGUUUUGUUUGUUGUUAACAAUGAUGUGACCUAAAUCUAUAACAUUCGCCCAUAUAUAAAAUGGGUUUAGUUUUAAUAAAAAAUAAUAACCAACAAGAAUA